GGUGGAACGGAGCGUUGCUAGAGCAGUGGGCAAAUAGCAGUUAGUGGUGCGGCGGAUGAUCCUAAGUUAUUUAUUUCUCCAAUUUAAUAAUUCAGAAAGACGAUACAUAUAUCCGGCAGUUCACAUGCAGCUCUCAAAUUAUUUCAAAUAUAAUAACUGGAACAUGAUACUUACAGUGACACUUCGGUGAAAAAGUUAUAAUUCGUUUAAAUUAAGCUGUGUGGUUUGGACGGUGGAUGUGUGAGAACCGGUUUCGGAUCCGCGUGUUAAUCUGUCAGUAGUGUUAAAACCGUUGACCGGCAAUAUGCAGAGGGAUAAUUCAGCAGGCCUACUAGGCAAGGAAUCUUCAAAGCACACGAUGGCGGGCGGUGGCGUGACGGGCGCGCUGCUGUACGCGGUGAGCGCCGCCGUGCUCGGCAUGCUGCAGUUCGGCUUCAACACCGGCGUCAUCAACGCUCCCCGCCCCUUCAUAGAGAACUUCAUCAGCGAACAGUACCAGGCCAGUCCCAGCUUAGUGUUCAGUAUCAUCGUCAGUAUCUUCGCUAUCGGCGGCAUGAUCGGAUGCCCCUUCGCAAGCUGGAUGCUAGAAAAGUACGGCCGUAAAAAUGCUCUUCUCGUCAACGCGACACUCGGUGUCCUCGGCGCAAUAUUAAUGGGCUUCAGCAAACUCGCGGAUUCUGUGGAAAUGAUCAUAAUCGGCAGGUUUAUCAUUGGCGUAAAUUGUGGAUUUGCUACGACUGCUUCUCCAACUUAUGUAUCUGAGGUAGCACCGGUGAGACUGCGAGGCGCUUUCGGAACAGUCAACCAACUGGCGGUCGCAUUUGGAUUGGUCGGUGCUCAGAUCUUGGGUAUCGAUAUGAUACUAGGAAGUAACGAAGGCUGGCCGUGGCUGCUUGGGCUCGCUAUAUUCCCAUCCGCCAUUCAGUUUGUGAUGGUUAUUUUUGCACCUGAGAGUCCUCGUUAUUUGCUGCUUGUCGCUCGUGAUGAGGAAAGAUCUAGAGCUGAGUUAGCUAAACUCAGAGGAACGAGUGAAAUUGACGAUGAGAUCAAUGACAUGCACGUAGAAGACCGCGCAGCCAGACAGGAAGAGAAGUUUACUAUUAAAGACUUGUUCGUCAUCAGGGCUUUGCGAAUGCCUCUUAUUAUUGGUGUUGUGAUGCACUUGUCUCAACAGUUGGGAGGUAUCAACGCUGUUCUCUAUUACUCGACGACGAUAUUCGUGGGUGCAGGACUUACGGAGGAAAAUGCUCGCUUGUCUUCAAUUGGUGUCGGCAGUAUGUUGUUCAUAAUGGCUCUGGUAUCGAUUCCCUUGAUGGACCGCUUGGGCAGGCGCACACUGCAGCUGGGAGGGCUGGCAGGUAUGGCGGUGUUCUCAGUGCUUAUGACUGUAGCAUUCUUCACGUACGAGAACAACACGACUAUGAGCAUAUUCGCCGUCAUAUUCACAUUCAUGUACGUGGCGUUCUUCGGUGUGGGUCCUAGUUCGAUCCCGUGGAUGUUGCUGUCAGAGUUAUUCGGGCAGGGUGCUCGUAGCGCGGCGGUCAGCGUGGGUGCGUUUGUCAACUGGUUGGCUAACUUCAUAGUUGGGCUCACUUUCAUCCCGAUGUCGGAGGCGCUCGGCAACUACGUGUUCCUGCCUUACACUGUCCUGCUCAUCUUAUUCUUUAUCUUCACGUACCUGAAGCUGCCGGAGACUAAGAAUAGGACGAUUGAGGAGGUAACCGCUCUCUUUAAGAAGUAAUCCGGACUAGACUUAAGCGACAUUCCUUAGAAAUAAGAAUACUGAUUGCGUCACUGCAAUAAUUUAUACAGCAUUAUUGUGAUAGAACUGUAUAAAAUUCGAUUUAAUAGAAUAAUAUAGACGACAGCGAGUGUUAUCUAUGUCCUUUCUACCAGAUUUGUAUAAAAAUGGAAAGACUGAACACAACACUUAUAUUAAUUGGAGUCGUUUAAAGAUUCUUCAUACUUGAUAUACCUAUAGAUGAAGUACUUAUUUAACAAUAAAAUACUGUAUAAAUAAGGUGAUUAUUUCCAUUUAUGACAUAUUAUGAAACACUAUUUAAAAUCAUGAUAUUAUUAAUAUUGUAGUGAAGUAUAGUAUAAAGAGUUCAUAAAUAUUCACUUAAGUAGCUAUUGUACGCAGGAGCAGUUCAAAUGAGAUAUCGUCAAGAACAACAUUUUAUUAUUAAUUUAUUGAUUAAUGUUUUGAUAUUGUUGUAUUUCCAAAGGUUUGAGGACCAAAUUGUUUAUUUUAUAUGAUUAAUUGUUGUUAAGAUAUUGUUUACAUUUACGUUUGUUUGGUGCGGGUGAAACCGAAUUUAGAUCGAUGCACUUUUUUAUAAGUAUUUUUGCGCUUUCUUAUAUUUUUUUCUACCUAUUCUAGUGCCUUACAUUUUGUUUUCCAGUAAAAUGGGGAUUAGAGCAUUUACUAAUGUACAAUAUACUGUCUAUUCCUCCAUUGAUUUUAAAAGAGGUUGACAUCCAAUGGUACAUGUGCACGGGAGCUCGAUAUAGAAUCAUAGACAAGAGUUUUUCUAGACCAGGAGUUGUAACACCUCCUUGUAUUAGAGUAAAUUAAAAAAUCUAUGCUGCCUCCCGUGUCGCCUCCUGUAAUUCACAAUUAUGUACUACAGGCCAUUACCUAGAUAUUAUAAAUAAUAAAUAUACAUAGUUCGACUCAUUAUCGUUCACAGUAAACCAUAUUUUUCCAUGAUAUUACUAUAUUAACGUGUUAGUGAAUUGUAUACAGUAUAAACAUUUACACUUUCUAUUAUAUUGUUAGGUAUUUGCCGCUUCAGGCAACUAGGGUGACCAUCUAAAAAAUCUUUAUGCACAUUCUUGAAUAUAGAAGCAAAUCGGAUUACCGUAAGAAUCCGUUAUUCAUGGACAAUGGAACAACAUCAACAUAAACGGUUAAUUAGAGUUUCAAAUUCGCCCUUAGAAAAUUUAAUUAGUUAAGGCUAAACAUGCGAUACCUCAAUAGUUGAUAAAGUUAAAAAUGCACUUUUUCUAGUAUGUAUAUAAAAAAGUAUUUUUAAAUAUAUUUUCUUCGUUUGGCUACUUCUUUCAUUCAACAACAAUAUAAUUUUUGAUUUGCACUUCGACACACAUUGUGUUUACUUGUACUCAACCGUAAAUAGGAAAUUCCCAUGACUUGUUUUAAUAUAAAUAUAAAAAUUGUAAUUCGGAAACGAUUUUUUUGUUACCCAACGUUAGUUAAACUACGCCUAGUUACCUAAUAGGUGCGUUUAGCCUAUAUGUAUUCAAAUUAGUACAAUUUACGUAAAUAUGUGAACUGUCAAGGGAAUGUUUAACACAACCGUCCCAUUGUACCUUAGUGCCAACUGUGUGUUUUACUAGAAACUUCUUUCUUUUUAAUUAGGAAAAAAUACAGCUCAAUCUUUGUCAGUA
Helicoverpa armigera (cotton bollworm) is the source of this 3411-nucleotide messenger RNA. RefSeq names its product glucose transporter type 1. Gene Ontology annotation, molecular function: hexose transmembrane transporter activity. Gene Ontology annotation, cellular component: membrane. Lineage: Eukaryota; Metazoa; Arthropoda; Insecta; Lepidoptera; Noctuidae. The record is from RefSeq and is a predicted model, not a curated record. The transcript is spliced from 3 exons. Gene Ontology annotation, biological process: monosaccharide transmembrane transport. Bases 305 to 1741 code for a protein of 478 amino acids.